CGGUUGUUCCAGCUCUGUGUCCUCCAUUUUCCGGUAUCGUGUUUCUCUAUUUGGCUGUGACUCCCCGUUAUAAGUAUUUUGUAUCUAUAUCGACAAAUUCGAAUUUACUGUAUACUUACUUCACCUAUAUUACUUUUCAAAUAAGUGUGUAAGCAUAGCAGUUCUCAGUCAAAAUGCGGCAGACAGGGUUCUUCCAUCACAUCGGCUCGUUUCUGCUAUUAGCGGCUACGGUGCUGCUGAUUAUCACCGACAUCUCAGCUCCUGUAGUGAACAGCAUUUCGAUGUUGAGAGUCAAUCUCGAUGAUCGUAAUACAUCACCAGAAGGUCACCCAGCCGUGACCUUCGGUACCUUCGGCUACUGCGUAACAGGCGCUACAGCUUCCGGCCAGGACUUCUGCAGCCGGUCGCACGUCGGCUAUGACCCAGUCACCGUUGUUCAGAACAACGUGCAGAAUGUAGACUUCUCGGACUAUGCGGCAGACACGUCUAAAGGCUUGACGCGCGUUAUGGUCUUGCACCCGAUCGCAACGGGACUGGCCUUCAUCUCAUUCCUUUUAGCACUCGGUGCUGGGGUCGUCGGUAGCCUGCUUGCAUCGCUGUUCUCGCUGCUCACCUUUAUCGUCACACUUGUCGCGCUUGUUUGCGACUUCGUAUCGUUCAGCAUUAUCCGAUCCGAGGUUAACAGCGCUGGUAACGGUAGCCGCGCCGAGUGGGGUGCCGCGUCUUGGACUAUCCUCGUCUCUGCCAUCUGCAGCUUCCUGGCUACGUUCAUAGUCUUCUUUACGUGCUGCAGCGCUAGGAUGCAUAGACGCCGAGAUAUCCGUCACGGUGCCAAGGACGUGCCCGAGGGUUAUGGCGCCCCCGCGCGUCGGAGGCGGUGGUGGUAAACCAUAUCGGACUAUCCCUGAACAGAUUACAUGAUCUUGUUACAACAUCAAAUGCAGGCUCCGACCAACAGACGGUCGUAAGGAUUAACGAUGAACUACGAUAAAAAAGCAAAUGAACGAAAACGAAAGCGAAAGCGAAAAUAUGAGACAGUCCUUGACUUUCCGAUUAAUGAGAGCGAGUGUGGGUGAUUACGAAGAAAUUAAAAGGGGGAUGCAUUUAAACUUCGGCAGACUUCUUGGUUGACUUAUUAUAUACCCUUCAUACUUAAUUGCUUCUUUUUACUUAUACCUA
Molecule: messenger RNA, 1179 nt
Organism: Daldinia vernicosa
Lineage: Eukaryota; Fungi; Ascomycota; Sordariomycetes; Xylariales; Hypoxylaceae
Product: pali-domain-containing protein
Exons: 2
Coding region: 174-887 (237 amino acids)
Cellular component (GO): cell division site; plasma membrane; growing cell tip
Source: RefSeq, a predicted model, not a curated record